AUGGAUUUUCCCCACCUCGAUCAAAAGGCGGCACCAAUCCGAUUCCCGGACUGUUGUCUCGCUCUAUCAACAAAACUACUUCAGAUCUUAUCCGAUAUUUUUUCCAAAACUACAAGCUCAGAAGACAAGCCAACCGUACUCUCCAUUGGAAGCGGCUCUGGUUUGCUCGAAGCCUUUUUGCAAGAUCAACAAAAUAGCUCUGACUACGGCUAUCCUUCUUUCAACGUGGAGGGUGUGGAAGUUCAGCAGCAGAGUGGGAAAGAUGCUGUCAACAAAUAUCUUCCAGAACCAGCCAUUUAUACCGUUCGUGGUAGCUGGGACGUUGUAUCGAGGUUACAGGACCCGGACGUGACAUCUCUGAUGUUUGUCUAUCCGCGCCAACCAGCCUUGAUUCUUGAAUAUACGAAAGCCAUCGCGCGAAGGGGACUGAACGUGCAGGUCAUUGUUUGGCUGGGCCCAAUGGCUGACUGGGAAGUGUUUGGGUCUUGCUUUGAUGUAGGACAUGAAAUUGGGCGAUUUGCAGUCACCGAGAAAAGGCAAGGAGCGGACGCUGGACUGGAUGACUACGAGAUGAUGGCCGUGAUAAAGAAAAUAAGAUAA
Molecule: messenger RNA, 600 nt
Organism: Fusarium graminearum PH-1
Lineage: Eukaryota; Fungi; Ascomycota; Sordariomycetes; Hypocreales; Nectriaceae
Exons: 1
Coding region: 1-600 (199 amino acids)
Source: RefSeq, a predicted model, not a curated record